Trichechus manatus latirostris (Florida manatee) is the source of this 1524-nucleotide messenger RNA. RefSeq names its product growth differentiation factor 3 (gene GDF3). The coding region runs from base 398 to 1513 and encodes 371 amino acids. The record is from RefSeq and is a predicted model, not a curated record. Gene Ontology annotation, molecular function: growth factor activity; cytokine activity. The transcript has 2 exons. Gene Ontology annotation, cellular component: extracellular region. NCBI's taxonomy places the organism in Eukaryota, Metazoa, Chordata, Mammalia, Sirenia, Trichechidae.
CAGUGAAUUGUAAGACUAUGAAUCAUUCAUUACUGCAUAUCUAGUACCUGUCUCAAUGACUUCCACAUAAUAGCUGCUCAAUAAAUGUUUGUUAAAUUAAUAAGUGCUUGUCUCCUUUGCACUCUAUCUACUACUCACAAACCUCAGAUUGUUGCAGGGUUUAUGUUAAUGCAUUGGUAAUCUUUGUUUUGUGAAUUUUUUCUGAAAGAGUAGAGUAAGGGAAGUGAAAAAAAUUCUGUGUCUUGUCACAUCCAAUUGCCUUAAAGGAGCUGGGAAGAGAGCAAUUCACACUUGAUUAUCUUAAAGCAGAUAAAUUAGCAGCGCUUGAAUUGCUGGGCAGUCUGGUGCUAGAGCUCUUCUGAACCUGAACAGUCAGCUCUGUUUCACCUCAGAGGCCAUGCGUCCUUCCCUUUCAGUCUUGGCUCUUGGCAUUCUGCUAACCUUGGCCUUGUGCCAGCCAUUCCAAUUUCAAGAACACGUCCUUCUCCAAUUUCUGGGCCUAGACAAGGCGCCUUCACCCCUGAAGUUCCAAUCUGUGCCUUAUAUCUUGAGGAAAAUCUUCCAGGAUCAAGAAGCAGCAGCAACCACUGGGGUCUUCCAAGACUUAUGCUAUGUAAAGCAGCUGGGUGUUCGUGGGAAUGUACUCCGACUCCUUCCAGACCAAGGUUUCUUUCUUUACUCCAAGAAACUUUCCCAAGCCUCCUCUUGCCUACAGAAGCAACUUUACUUUAACCUAUCUGCCAUCAAAGAAAAGGAGGAGUUAACAAUGGUUCAGCUGGGCCUGGACUUGGGACCCAACACUUACUACAACCUGGGACCAGAACUGGAAUUGGCUCUGUCUCUGCUUGAGGAGCCUCAUGUUGGGGGAGAGGGUGAGGGUGGGGGCAGUUCCCUCCCUAAGAUGGGUAAAAUGUUAGCAUUGCAGUCAGUGCCAUGGCCCCAAGGCGUCCUUUACUUCAACCUGUUGCAUGUGGCUAAGGAUUGGAAUAACAACUCCAAGAAGAAUUUGGGUUUGUUCCUGGAAAUCCUGGUCAAAGGGCACAGAGAUACGGAGGUGAAUUUCCAGCCUGAGGACACCUGUGCCCGACUAAGACAUCUCCUUCAUGCUUCCCUGCUGGUGGUGACCCUCAACCCUGAGCAGUGUCACCCUUCACCCCGAAAAAGGAGGUCAGCCAUCCCUGUCCCUAAGGCUUCUUGCAAGAACCUCUGCCAUCGUCACCAGCUGUUCAUCAACUUCCGGGACCUGGGUUGGCACAAGUGGAUCAUUGCCCCUAGGGGAUUCAUGGCAAACUACUGCCAUGGAGAAUGUCCUUUCUCACUGACCACCUCUCUCAACAGCUCCAAUUAUGCUUUCAUGCAAGCUCUGAUGAGUGCCGCUCAUCCAGACGUCCCUCACGCUGUCUGUAUCCCCACCAGGCUGUCCCCCAUUUCCAUGCUCUAUCAUGACAAUGAUGACAAUGUCAUUCUACGACAUUAUGAGGAUAUGGUGGUUGAUGAGUGUGGGUGUGGGUAGACUGCCAGAAA